Messenger RNA from Suillus plorans, 249 nucleotides. RefSeq lists its product as uncharacterized. The transcript has a single exon. The annotation marks the transcript as partial. Lineage: Eukaryota; Fungi; Basidiomycota; Agaricomycetes; Boletales; Suillaceae. The record is from RefSeq and is a predicted model, not a curated record.
GAUGUACGAUCGUUCUUAGGCCUGGUGAGAUACCUGGAUCAAUUCUUACCUAGCUUAGCGGACCAUACACGACUACUAACGCCUUUGACAACAAAAACGAGCGAACACGACUGGCCUGGCUGGACGGACAUCCACCAGAGUGCCUUUGACGCCAUCAAACGACUCGUCAUCAGUCGAGAUUGCUUGACAACCAUCGAUCACGACAAUCUCGGCGACAACAAGAUCUUUGUAACAUGCGAUGCGAGUGAC